Planococcus citri (citrus mealybug) is the source of this 1085-nucleotide messenger RNA. RefSeq names its product thioredoxin-like protein Dim1 (gene Dim1). Gene Ontology annotation, cellular component: spliceosomal complex; U5 snRNP; U4/U6 x U5 tri-snRNP complex. Gene Ontology annotation, biological process: mRNA splicing, via spliceosome. The transcript is spliced from 3 exons. The coding region runs from base 229 to 657 and encodes 142 amino acids. The record is from RefSeq and is a predicted model, not a curated record. NCBI's taxonomy places the organism in Eukaryota, Metazoa, Arthropoda, Insecta, Hemiptera, Pseudococcidae.
AAUUUAUUUUGUUUUUAUUUUGAUUUUCCAAUUUCGAGUUCCGAUAUCGUUGAAUUUUUCGGCGUAUGUUUUAGUAGAAAUUUUUUAUUAGAAAAACAUUUUGAGUUCGGUAGAAGUUUUCAUAAUUCUCAGAAGUUAUUCUAUAAGUGAGAAAUUUGAUAUUUCGUUCCCAACGCACAGCGGUGUAUCAGAGUUAUUUCGGUGUAAAGUCAAUCAACCACCUUCAUCAUGUCUUAUAUGCUGUCACAUCUUCACAAUGGAUGGCAGGUUGAUCAAGCUAUUCUAUCCGAAGAAGAUAGAGUUGUGGUAAUUCGUUUUGGUCACGAUUGGGAUCCAACUUGUAUGAAAAUGGACGAAGUAUUGUACAAUAUAGCUGAAAAAGUCAAGAAUUUUGCCGUAAUUUAUUUAGUAGAUAUCACCAAAGUUCCAGAUUUCAACAAAAUGUACGAAUUGUACGAUCCUUGUACGGUGAUGUUCUUUUUCCGCAAUAAACACAUCAUGAUUGAUUUAGGCACCGGAAAUAACAAUAAAAUAAAUUGGGCUUUAGAAGAUAAACAAGAAAUGAUUGACAUAAUCGAAACUGUGUACAGAGGAGCUCGUAAAGGUAGAGGUUUGGUAGUUUCGCCCAAAGAUUAUUCAACCAAAUAUCGAUACUGAGAGAUUUUCACUCUCGAGUUUUAUUUGUUGAUUCGUUGUUUUUUGACCAUGAUGAGGAAAAACAAGGAUGUAAAAUUUCUUGUGAUGGAUUCCAUUCUCGCUAUAACAUGGUAAUUUUUUGCUCGCUGCAGCGUGAAAUUUUCCUGAAAUAUUUGAAUCCGAGUGGAUCUAAUUAUUUGCGCUACACGGUGCCGUUGAUUUAAUUAAUUGUUGUUUUUUGUCACCUUUUUUACCUGCGUUAGAAUGCUGAUAGCGUGAACGAGAUACAUGUUGACUUACGUUCGUCAUUUUUGUAAUUUUAGGCUAUGUACUACUUAGAAUAAUUUCUUUUAUUUAAUUUACGUAUAACUUCGAAAUUUUAUUAAUAUUGUAAUUCGUGGAAAUCAUGCUAUAAAAAUGAAGAAUAUAAUAAAAUAAUGAGUCAUUAA